AUGGAUUCGCCAUUACUACAUUUACCUCACAAUACUAAUACCAUCAUGUCUCGAUAUCUACCUGGAAACUGGUUCUACUCACUCCAGGCACUUUUGCAACACAAAAUCUGCAGUAAGUUGUCAAACAUCUUUGUUGCUGAUGAUGAUGACGACGAUGAUGAUGAUGAUGAUGACAGGUAUGAAUGGGAGCUAAGCAAGCUUCCCAAAAACCCGACAGAUACAUGGAUCCUGUUGUCGCAGGACCCGUACCAGACUGAAAAGAUAACUAUAUACAGCUCCAUUGAGAAGAACGUUUACACCAUUAAGCUGAGUUCGUUUCUUGGUGGAUGGUGGUGCUGUGGAAUAUCAAAGGGUUGCUUUCUGAUGGCGAAACCCGAAAAAGAUUCUAUACCAGCGAAGCUCUGGAUCCCGGCUGCGAGGACUGGAAUCAGGCUUCCUCCCCUGUCAACAAUCCCCUGUUUCAACCACUUGAAGGAGGAGGAGAAAGACGGCGGAUACGAACAGGUUGACAUCUGUGGCUUGAUCCACAGUGUUGAGGUUUUCUCAGACGUCCAUGACAUUAGAAGAAGUGCAAUCGUGGGUAUUACUUUUGGCGGUAAGGAUCAACGUAAAGGUUUCGCGCUCUGCAGAUCUCUAGACCAAAAAUGGAGCACUCUAUCUGGAGACAGGACUCAAUGGCUGAUAUCAAAUACCAAGACAAAUACUGCGUCUUCGGUGUAG
Molecule: messenger RNA, 720 nt
Organism: Oldenlandia corymbosa var. corymbosa
Lineage: Eukaryota; Viridiplantae; Streptophyta; Magnoliopsida; Gentianales; Rubiaceae
Source: the annotation of a GenBank genome assembly